UUUCAAACAUAACCUGUAAAUUGACGUAUUCGAUCUUUGUAUUUUACAAUUUCUCAUUACGUUCACGUUGGGGACAUCGAAAGGAAACUUGGAUUUGGAGUUUCCAACGUUUCACCCUUCAUCAUGUCGUCGAAGAAGACGUUCAAGAUCAAGCAGAAGCUUGCUAAAAAGAUGAAACAGAAUCGUCCCAUCCCCCAGUGGAUUAGGAUGAGGACCGGAAACACGAUCAGAUAUAACGCCAAGAGGCGUCAUUGGAGAAGAACUAAGUUGAAGUUGUAAGCUGUGUCGAUACUGCUUGACCAUUUCCGUGUGUACUUUGACUAUUAUUCUGAUGGAUUAUAAUUAUGUACAAUGUUUGAUAUUCAAUAAAAAUCCAAAAUUUAACAAAAUCA
Messenger RNA from Acyrthosiphon pisum (pea aphid), 392 nucleotides. It is a transcript of the gene RpL39, whose product is annotated as ribosomal protein L39. The record is from RefSeq and is marked validated. The transcript is spliced from 3 exons. Gene Ontology annotation, biological process: translation. Gene Ontology annotation, molecular function: structural constituent of ribosome. The coding region runs from base 124 to 279 and encodes 51 amino acids. Gene Ontology annotation, cellular component: cytosolic large ribosomal subunit; ribosome. NCBI's taxonomy places the organism in Eukaryota, Metazoa, Arthropoda, Insecta, Hemiptera, Aphididae.